GAUGAUGUUGGUUUGCAGGUGUUAACAUUCUUUGCUGGAGCUCUAUUGGAGAAGCAGAUUGUAGUUGUCUGUUCUAAUUUGGGAAUCCUAUCUGCGUAGAUUCUAUCAGUUAUUCCAUUAAUCCGACCCUAUCAAUGGCAAAGCCUGCUAAUGCCGGUUUUACCAAAUGACAUGCUUGAUUUUCUGGACGCUCCUGUCCCUUACAUAGUUGGUGUUAGGCACAAGACAAAUGAAGUUCAGUCAAAGUUAACCAAUGUUAUUCUGGUUGAUGCCAACAGAAACCAGGUGAAGUCACCGUCACUACCUCAACUGCCAAGACAGAAAGAGCUAAUGUCUUCUUUACGUCCUUAUCAUGCAACUCUUGUAGGAGAAAGUUACUUGGGUAGGAGAAGGCCAGUGUAUGAAUGCACGGAAAUGCAGGUAGAAGCUGCCAAGGGAUUCUUAUCCGUGUUAAGAUCUUAUUUGGAUUCCCUUUGCUAUAACAUCCGUUCACAUACAAUAACCAAUGUACAAUCGAAUGAUGAUAAGGUAUCCUUGCUUUUGAGGGAAAGUUUCAUCGACUCAUUCCCUUAUCGCGAGCAGUCUUUCAUGAAGCUUUUCGUGGAUACACAACUCUUCUCUGUACACACAGAUCUUGUGCUCUCUUUCUUCCAAAAGGAAUAGGAAUGAAUUACAAAUCAUUUUUAGAAUAUUACUUCCUUUGUAAAGGAUUUCACACAAGUUCAGUGCUGGAUAAUUUCUCUAAAUUAUGAGGUAAAAUUUUGUCCCCAUACAUGCAGUGAUAAGUUCUGUUCUCUUUUCUCCCCUAGGCUUUUAGUACAACCUGUACAUAGUUAAGUGAGAAUUCAAUCUUCAUUAGGAUUAUAGGUGCUUUCAUUUAAUGUAAAUGACAUUUUUUUAUACACAUGUAAAAUCAGUGCUUUGUAGGAUAUGACUAAUGUUAUUGAAUUGUGGCUAUGGUGUUGA
Vicia villosa (hairy vetch) is the source of this 966-nucleotide messenger RNA. RefSeq lists its product as uncharacterized. NCBI's taxonomy places the organism in Eukaryota, Viridiplantae, Streptophyta, Magnoliopsida, Fabales, Fabaceae. The record is from RefSeq and is a predicted model, not a curated record. The transcript is spliced from 8 exons. The coding region runs from base 151 to 663 and encodes 170 amino acids.